Pochonia chlamydosporia 170 is the source of this 1161-nucleotide messenger RNA. RefSeq names its product MFS transporter. Gene Ontology annotation, molecular function: transmembrane transporter activity. Lineage: Eukaryota; Fungi; Ascomycota; Sordariomycetes; Hypocreales; Clavicipitaceae. The coding region runs from base 1 to 1161 and encodes 386 amino acids. The transcript has 2 exons. The record is from RefSeq and is a predicted model, not a curated record. Gene Ontology annotation, biological process: transmembrane transport.
AUGGUGGCCUUCAUUGGUGGUUCCGCUGGGAGUCAAAGCAUCACCACCCUGCUUCUAUUGCGUUUCUUUGGUGGCACGUUUGGUGGAUCGCCAUUAGUAAACUCGGGUGGCGCCAUUGCUGAUCUGUUCCCCCCGGCACAGCGAGGUCUUGCCAUGACACUGUACUGUGUUGCCCCGUUCCUUGGGCCAAUUCUCGGUCCGGUAAUGGGCGGAUUCAUAUCGCAGACUAUUGGAUGGAGAUGGGUUCAAGGGGUGUGCUGCAUCUUCAUAGCAGUGAUAGGCAUCAUCGGGGCCGUCUUCGUCCCGGAAACGUAUGGACCGGUGAUUUUAGCGAACCGGGCGACACGGCUCUCCAAGGUAGACGCCAGAGUUUAUGUCAGCGUUCUUGAAAAGAACCAAGGCAGAAAAGAGCCAUCCGAAGUCUUCACGAGAGCCUUGAUACGCCCAUGGGUGCUGCUGUUCAAAGAACCCAUCGUCCUGGUUGCCUCAGUUUACAUGGCCAUCAUCUACGGAACGGUCUACCUGUUCAUGAGUGCGAUGCCAAUAGUAUACAACAAAGAGAGGGGAUGGAAUGAAGGCACCGGAGGCCUCUCAUUCAUGGGUAUCGCUGCCGGAAUUAUCCUAGGGCUCGUCUAUGCAAUUUGGGACAACCGUCGGUACAUGAUGCUGUUCAUAGCGAAAACUGCGACCGCAGAAUCUCGACUGCCGCCAGCAAUUGUCGGUGCCGCCGCCUUGCCGCUUGGUAUGUUUGGCUUUGCAUGGACAAAUUUUCCCAGCAUUCACUGGUCUGUCGGUAUUGUCCUGUCGGCACCAUUUGGAUUUGGCUGCGUGCUUGUCAUUCUGCCAAUGGUCAACUACCUCAUCGACUCGUAUACCAUAUACGCAGCUUCUGUUCUUGCGGCGGCGGCCAUCUUUCGGUCUGUGAUGGGAGCGAUUUUCCCUCUUUUCACCACGAAAAUGUAUGAUAAUCUCGGUAUUCACUGGGCGACCUCGAUACCCGCGUUUCUGACGUUGGUGUGCAUGCCAUUUCCGUUUUUUAUGUAUCGGUAUGGGGGGAGGUUGAGGAUGAAGUGCAAGUACGCGUUUGAAGCUGCGGAAAUGAUGAAACGGUUGCAAGUCCAGCAAGUGACAGCUUCAAUGGACGCUGAGUCAACUACCUAG